Messenger RNA from Dictyostelium discoideum AX4, 1263 nucleotides. RefSeq lists its product as hypothetical. The transcript has a single exon. Bases 1 to 1263 code for a protein of 420 amino acids. The record is from RefSeq and is a predicted model, not a curated record. Lineage: Eukaryota; Evosea; Eumycetozoa; Dictyosteliales; Dictyosteliaceae. Gene Ontology annotation, cellular component: endomembrane system.
AUGAUAGAUCCCCCAGGAUUAAAUAGUAAUAACAGUAAUAAUACCACCACAACAACAACAACUACAACACCAUCACCAAAUAAUAAUAAAAAAAUUAAAAAAAAUGAAAUAAUUAAUAAUAAUAAUAAUAACUCAGAAGAUGAAGAUAAUGAUGAAGAAUCAUCAGGAUCAAGUGACGGAGGUGGUAAAAAAAAGAAAAAAGGAAAAAAGAAAAAGGAAAGAAAAAGAUUAAGAAAAUUAGUUGAACAACAGCAAUUACAAAUUGAACAACUUGAAAAAGAGAGAUAUCAACAACAAUUACAUAUCUCUCAAUUAAGUAGUAUAGAUGAGAAUGGUGAAACCAUGAAUCAAAAUAGUAAUACCGAUUACAAUUAUACUGAUAUUACAAUACCACCACCCACAAGUACAAAUCCAUUAAUAGCAGAGAAUGAUAUUAAUUGGUUCAUACAGCAACAAAAUCAACAACAACAACAAAAUCAACAACAACAAAACCAACUACCAGCAUCAACAGUAUCAUCAAUGGGUAGUAGUUCAUUAUUACUUCCACCACCACCACAAAAACUUGUUCAAAAAAUUAAACCUAAAAAAGGUAGUAUCUAUGAUAAUGAAAUUCAAGCAUUUGGUAAAAGAAGACCAAAUAGUAGUGUUGUAAAUUAUAAUGAUAAUAGUGAUGAUAAUAAUAAUAAUAAUUAUAGAAAUAAUAAUAAAAAUAGUAGUAAUAAUAAUAAUAAUAAUAAUAAUAAUAAUAAUAAUAAUUAUGAUAGUAGUGGUGGUGAGAAUAGUAAUAAUAAUAAAAAUAAAUUAAAAAGUAGAAAAUGGAUAUUUGGUAAAGGUAGUGGAAGUGAAACAGAAAAGAAAGUAUCAUUAUCAGCUAUUGCAGCAGCAGAAGGUAAAAAGAUUCCAGUUUGGAGAAAAGUUUUAAGUGAUGAUUCAAAAUUAUUUUCAAAUGAAAGAACUUGGAUGAGUUGGGUAGGUACAACCUUUUCAUUGGGUGCAAUUGGUACAUCUAUCAUUACCUUUUUCGGAACAGAAUCAUUAUCACUCUUCACUGGUCUAUGUCUUUGGAUCAUUGCAUUGGGUUUUUUGGUUUACAGUUAUAUCAUUUUCAGAUUACGUAGAAGAGCAAUCCUAACCAAAGGUAAAGGUCCAUUUGAUGAUCGUUAUGGUCCAAUUGCUUUAGUUGUAAUGGUAAUGCUUUCAAUUACAUUAUUUUUAGUUUUCUUUAUUAUUAAAAAACCAGAACCAUUAGCUGGUAAAAAGUAA